Selaginella moellendorffii is the source of this 1483-nucleotide messenger RNA. RefSeq lists its product as uncharacterized. The coding region runs from base 181 to 1392 and encodes 403 amino acids. The record is from RefSeq and is a predicted model, not a curated record. Gene Ontology annotation, molecular function: glycosyltransferase activity. Gene Ontology annotation, cellular component: membrane. The transcript has 10 exons. Lineage: Eukaryota; Viridiplantae; Streptophyta; Lycopodiopsida; Selaginellales; Selaginellaceae.
UGGGGGGCACUUUUUUUAUCGCCGUGCCGGGGCAAAUGCAGCGACGCGCCAUGGCGAGAGCGGCGCGGCGGCAUUGUCACAGAGGUACAAGAUCGCCUCGCCAGUGCUAGGGUUUUGAUUCCGCAACGCAGGCGUCGCGAGAUCUAUGCAAUGGUAGCCGAUUGAUGUGUAAGAUCCAUCAUGUCCUGGCAAAAGGAAGUGGCCAACAUCAAGCUCCAGAUGAAGCUGUCCAAGCGGCGAUGGCUGGCCUGGACGCUGGGAUUGCUCCUCCUGGUCAGCCUCUCCACGCUGGGCGGCAUCAUCGCGUACCACUACACGCCCACUCACAUCACGCCCUGUGAAGUGUUGGGGACUGAUUUGUGUAGAAUUGCGCUGCUCGCUCCGCCGGCUCCUCCUCCGCCCAGGCCCUGGUUGAACAAGAGCGACACCGAGAUUGCCGAGUUUGCUCUUGCGGUGGAUCUCAAGCACCAGAGCUUUCAAGCGCGGUCGGGUCCUUCCAAGGUGGCCUUCUUGUUCUUGACGGCUGGCGCCUUGCCUUUCGAGCUCCUCUGGGAGCGCUUUUUCAAAGGAAACGAAGGCUUGUAUUCCAUCUACGUGCAUGCCUCGGACACGGCCAUCAACAAGAGGGUUGUGUGGAAGACCGAUUUGUUUCGCUCACGAAUGAUCCGCUCUCAAAAGGUGCAAUGGGGCAACAUCAACAUGAUCGAUGCGGAGAGGCGACUCCUCACUCACGCUGUUCUCGAUCAGAACAAUGCCUACUUCGUUCUUCUUUCCGACACGUGUGUACCGCUCCAUAGCUUCCGCUACACGUACAAUCAUUUAUUGAACUUCAGUGGUAGCUUUGUCGACUGCUUCGACGACCCUGGCCCCCAUGGGAGGGGAAGAUACAUGGGCUACAUGUCCCCGCAAGUAGAGCAAUGGGAAUGGAGAAAAGGUGCACAGUGGUUUGCAGUACAGCGCCAUCAUGCUCUUAUGGUCAUCGCUGAUCACGUGUAUUAUCGAAAGUUUAAACUGUUCUGCAAGCCGGGUGACAACAACCGGAACUGCUACCCGGACGAGCAUUACUUGCAAACAUUCCUCUUCAUUAUGGAUUCGGCAGGGAUAGCAAACUGGACAGUCACUCACGUCGACUGGUCCGAAGGCAAAUGGCACCCGAAAUCAUAUACUAAAGCAGACGUAACUGCGGAGAAACUGCGGCAGCUCCAGAUGAUUGACGAAUAUGUGCACAAGACAAGUACUGCAAAGGCUGUGGUAACGAGAACUCCGUGUAUAUGGAAUGGCGAGCGGCGGCCGUGUUUUUUAUUCGCGCGAAAGUUCCUUCCAGAGACGGCCCAAGCUUUGCUCAAGAUCUUGCCCAACUCGACGUGGGAAAAAUCGCCACCAUUAUUGUAGAGUGUCGUCAAAAGAAUCGCAAUGAGAAAUACCAAAGAAACGAAUAGAAUGGAAAGAAAAUAUAAUUUAAACAAAAAAACCAGAGGAGGAA